CCCAUCCUCAAUCCUGGUCGUUUUGCUUCAUCGCACUAUCAUGCCCGGUAGCUUAGAAGGCCGAUAUAUCAGACUUGAGAUUAUCAGUGGAAAAAAUAUCAAAGUUCCCUCCUUGCGCAUCCCCGCAGGCAUCCAUGUGUCCGUCAAUCUCGACUCGAGCAGACGCUGGAAAUCAACAAUCGGUGUCCUAUCAUCCGACGAAUCUAUAACGUGGCGCGAUAGUGUGACCUUAUCAUCAGAUGCGUCACCUACGUUAUCAGUGGAGAUCAGGGCUUCCUUCGAGCUCGAUUGCAUGCUAGGCAAUGGAGAAGUUGUCGGAAAACUUGACAAAUCAUGGGAUGAGCUGCUAGAUCAUGGAAAUGAGCCUUUCGACAUCUCCUUUCCGUCUGUUCACUCUUCCCUCACACUAAAGGCCACGGUUCUACAUGACUGUGACUAUCAGGACAGCGCACUGCCUGACUCCAUCGUUGAAUGUGAGAUUGCUCAAGACACGGAUGCGGGCCAUGAACGAUUUGCCACAUACGUGACAAGCAAGACGGUCUCUCACCUGAAUGAUGCUGUAAAGCAUUUUCAGUUGGUCCUGGACCAAUGUCCAGUCGGCCAUCUUCAUCGGGCAGCGGCUCUCACCAACCUCGCGUGGGCCUGCCUUCAAGGCUACAUUCGAAAGGAUUUUCAAGACAUCGACUCUAUCACUUCUCUCUUCCGCGAAGCCCUUGCAUUGCGUCCGCAAGGCCACCCCGAUCAUCCCUUAUCCAUCUAUAACCUCACUGAAGCGCUGACCUGGCGCUACAGCAAAGAGAACUUCGCCGUCGUCUAUAUCCAGGAAUGCGCGCAACUGUCCUGCAAGCUAUUGCCCCUCUGUCCAGAGGGCACCUACCUUCAUAGCAUCGCGGCAGGGGCAAAUGGCGUCGAUUAUGUGAUCCGCUCAUGCAACAAUCUUCCAAAAGACGCAUCCGAUGAAGGCAUCCACCUUCGACGAGUCAUACUCGAGCUUUGUCCUCUGGGCAGCGCACACCGUCCGAAAGCACUCGACAACCUUGCGCAGGCAGUUGAAGCACGCUUUGACCAGCGCGGCACCAUUGAUGAUCUAGCAGAGAGCAUACAACAUGAGCGUGAAGCCGUUUCUCUGUGCCCCGAGGGACAUUCUGAACGCGACACCUACCUGAAUAACUUGGCCUACUCACUCAAAUCUCGCUUUGAUCACCAAGGCAACUCAGAUGACCUCAAUGAGGCCAUCUCUUUGUAUGAAGAAGCGCUGCGCCUGCGCCCUGUUGGGCACAAAUCUCGUGAUUUCUCAUUGAACAACCUAGGACUCGCCCUCUGGACCCGUUUCAAGCAACGUGGUGAUGUUAACGACAUCAUCAGAUCCAUCAGCCUCCAGCGCGAGGCACUGACGUUGCGCCCGCCUGGGAAUCCAUAUCGUGAUCAGACACUUAACAACCUUGCGCUCGGGCUCAAAACCAGAUAUGAGAAAUUAGAUGCCAGCGAGGAUCUCGACGAGGCCAUCAACCUCUACCGGGAUUCACUUCAGUUAAGGCCGCAUGGCCAUCCUCGUCGCCAUACAGCUCUUUUUAAUUUGAGCUCGGCGCUCCGUUCUCGUUUCACGCAAACUCGGAAGAAUGAAGAUAUCGAGGAGGCCAUUCGACUCUGCCAAGAGUCGUUGGAGUCUUUGCCUUCACUGCACCCAAGUAGAUAUUUCAGCUACAUGUGGCUGAAGAAUGCCUACGUGUCUCGUUACCAAGUGCAACGCAACCUCGCCUAUUUAUCGCUCGCUGUGGAGAACUUCAGACUAGCGUCGAGGCAUCCUACUCAAGGCUUUCCGCGUCGAAUUGAAACAGCUCUGCGCUGGGUUGACACGGCCGAAAAUUAUCAACACGACUCUUCUCUCGAAGCAUACCAAACGUGUUUGGAGCUUUUCGAUAACCAUGUGAUGACGCGGUCGUCAAUUAUCUCACGGCGCGAGGCUGCAACCGCUUUUCGCAGCUGCCAAUCAUUGCCAGUAGAUGCAGCCUCCUGUACCAUACGUCGUGAUGAUCUGCGACGAGCAGUUGAACUUGCGGAGCAGGGUCGUGGUCAGCAGUGGUCGCUGGCUUCUCGACUCAGAACUCCGCUGGAAGACCUGAAGCUUGCAAGUCCGGAACUAACUCACAGGUUCUCAGAUAUCAACGAGCGCUUAUCUGGUACUCAGGGUUCCGCCGGCAGCGCUGAUCGAGCUGCUGCUGAUCGAGCAGCAGUACAGUACAGAAGACUUCAGCAGCAGUGGGAAGCAGUGGUAGCUGAGAUCCGUCAUCUUAAAGGUUUCUCGCGGUUCCUGCUCCCGCCGUCGUAUGAAGACUUGCAACUGGCGGCGCGUCAUGGUCCAGUCAUCAUCCUCGUUGCGAGUCAAUACUCGUGCAGUGCCAUCGUUGUCCCGACGUCAGGAGAGCCCCACCACGUUCAAUUCCCGCGCGUCAAUCUCACACAUCUGGAGAAGCUCAAGAGAGACGAGGAAGGAAUUGCAAGUUCUCUGCGGACAAUAUGGGACGAGAUCAUGCUCCCCAUCGUCAUCGUCCUCCAGCGUGAUCUCAGAGUAACGAGCGGCUCUCGAAUCUGGCUGUGUCCAACUGCAACCUUCACUUCCAUUCCUCUUCACGCAGCUCACCCCUUUCGAACGAAGACAGACGGACGACGUGAACUAUGCCUGGAGGACGUCUACAUCUACAAGACGAUGAAGAAACGCGUUACUUCCGUCAUUCGUCGCAAUCGGACAAAGUUCACCGGUGAGCUUGAGCUCGUCCGCAAACUCGUCCCCGCGACGGCCAACUCCACCACUCUCUCCGGCGACGAUGCCACUCGAGCAGGUGCACUAGAUGCUUUGCAACACAAACACUUGGACAAACCUCUCACGUUGCUCGAUAUCAUGGAGAAAGACAUUCCUCACGCUGAGUUCGCAUUCUUGUCGGCGUGUCAUACCGCUGUUGGUGAUGAGAAGACACCGGACGAAGUCAUCCACCUCGCAGCUGGACUCCAAUUUUCAGGGUUCAAGAGCGUCAUUGGCACGCUGUGGGUGGUUGACGACGCUGUCGCGAAACACGUUGUCGAAGCUUUCUACAAGAAGAUGGUCAAGGGUUUGGAGGAUGGUGUAUGAUGGACUGUACGAAGGCGGCCUGGGCACUCAAACCGUGCUACAAACGCCGUAAAGACGAAAGUUCCGCUUGAGCAGAGGAUGGUUUUUCAUACAUAUUGGUGUGUAGUUCUAUGUCUCAUUGUUUCGAUAUCGUACAGUUCUUCAGGUUAUUCUCUUCGGUCUAUGCUGUACUUAAAGUUGUAGGAAUUACUUGUACUAGCCUAAACAAUGUGGGUUACCGUGG
Molecule: messenger RNA, 3350 nt
Organism: Suillus subalutaceus
Lineage: Eukaryota; Fungi; Basidiomycota; Agaricomycetes; Boletales; Suillaceae
Exons: 9
Coding region: 41-3127 (1028 amino acids)
Molecular function (GO): protein binding
Source: RefSeq, a predicted model, not a curated record